AUGCCUAAAUAUAUGUUGGUUGUAUUUGCCAUGAUGGCUCUUCUUGUGGUAGCUAUGGCUGGUUAUGAAGGACCAGAGGAUGGAGUUUACGGAAGUCGAGGCUAUAACGAUGUUGAUGUUAUAAUUCACCCUAUCUAUGGCUAUGGCUAUGGUCAUGAUGGCUAUGGGCAAGGUGGAUACGCUAAAAGUAUUAGAUACGACCGACGUUACUAUGGUCAUGGAUAUGGUGGUUAUGGUCAUCAAGCUUAUGGUGGUUAUGCCCAACCGGUUUACAGUGGUUACGGUCAUCAACCUUAUGGUGGUUAUGCCCAUCCGGUUUACGGUGGUUACGGUGGCUAUGCCCAUCCUGGCUACAGUGGUUAUGUCCAACCUGGUUACAGUGAUUAUGCUCAUCCAGGAUAUGGUGGUUAUGCCCAGCAAGGAUACGCUGGUUAUGGACCUUACGGAGGAUAUGGAGGGCAUGGACCUCAAGCAGGAUAUUGA
Molecule: messenger RNA, 483 nt
Organism: Limulus polyphemus (Atlantic horseshoe crab)
Lineage: Eukaryota; Metazoa; Arthropoda; Merostomata; Xiphosura; Limulidae
Product: glycine-rich protein-like
Exons: 2
Coding region: 1-483 (160 amino acids)
Source: RefSeq, a predicted model, not a curated record